Dipodomys spectabilis (banner-tailed kangaroo rat) is the source of this 971-nucleotide messenger RNA. RefSeq names its product UDP-glucuronosyltransferase 1A9-like. NCBI's taxonomy places the organism in Eukaryota, Metazoa, Chordata, Mammalia, Rodentia, Heteromyidae. The coding region runs from base 66 to 971 and encodes 301 amino acids. The record is from RefSeq and is a predicted model, not a curated record. Gene Ontology annotation, molecular function: UDP-glycosyltransferase activity. The transcript has a single exon.
CUGUUUGUCCUUACUGCACCUGCUGUACAGUGUCUAACUGCAGAUUGCGCCUGGCUGCACUGCCCAUGGCUCCUGCAGUCUUGCCUGCCCUCCUUCCUGUGUGUGCAUGUCUGCUGCUGGCCUCAGGCUCUGCCCAGGCAGGCAAGCUGCUGGUGGUGCCCAUGGACGGCAGCCACUGGUUGUCCAUGCGCUCUGUGGUGGAGAAACUCUUCCAGAGAGGGCAUGAGGUGGUGGUGGUCGUGCCAGAGGUGAGUUGGCAGCUGGGACGCUCACUGAACUUCACAGUGAAGACGUACUCAACUCCUCACACGCUGGAGGAUUUGGACCGGGAGUUCAAGUUUUUUGCUGAUACUCAGUGGAAAACUCGGGAAGACAAUAUGUUUGCUCUAGCAACAGGUUCUGCUAAAGGUUUUUUUGAUAUUGUUUUUUCACUCUGUAAGAGUUUGUUUAAUGACAAAGAACUGAUAGAGUACCUACGUGAGAGUUCUUUUGAUGCAGUGUUCCUGGAUCCUUUUGACAUGUGUGGCUUAAUUGUUGCCAGGUAUUUUUCACUCCCGUCUGUGCUCUUUUCCAGAGGAACGUUUUGCUCUAAUCUGGAAGAAGGAACCCAGUGCCCCAGUCCUCUUUCUUAUGUUCCCAGAUGGUUCCAGGGCUUAUCGCAUGCCAUGACUUUCAGAGAGAGAGUGCGGAACCACAUUUCCUUCCUGACAGAACAUCUAUUUUGUCCUAUAUUUUUUGAAAAAGCCAUAGAAGCUGCCUCUGAGAUUCUCCAGACCCCGGUCACUACAUAUGACCUGUUCAGCCAAGUGUCGAUUUGGUUGUUGAGAACUGACUUUGUCUUGGACUUUCCCAGACCUGUGAUGCCCAACAUGGUGUACGUUGGUGGAAUCAACUGCCACCGGGGAAAGCCACUGCCGAAGGUAGGACUUUUCUCUUUUGGGGGUGUUUCUCCUUUGUCUCCAACAGCCUGA